AUGGGUCAAGAAACGAAGGAGCCUAAGGUCUGGUUCAGCGCUUUGUCCGGCUUCGGUCGGGUGAUGACUGAGCAUGCACUUGCCCAAGGGGACAACUGUGUAGCUACAUCCAUCGACCCGUCUUCGCUCGAGGACUUGGAGAAACAGUACGGUCCAUCUCGACUGCUGAACCUCCAGCUGGACGUCACCAAGCCCGAAGAGAUCAUCUCUGCAUUCAAAGCCGCCAAAGAGCACUUCGGACAUGUCGACAUCGUACUGAACAACGCCGGCCUGGGAAUGUUCGGAAUAGUCGAAGUCGUACCCGAAGCAAUGGCGCGCAAGGUGUUCGAUGUCAACUUCUGGGGAUGCGUGGGCGUGACGAAGGAGGCGGUAAGGUUCUUCAGAGAGGAGAACCCGAAAGGCAGGGGAGGGAAGUUGCUGGUGAUGAGCUCAGCUACGGGGCUGGGAGUCACUGAGUUCCUGGGAUAUUAUUCGGCCAGGCGCGCAAGACUACACAUUUCCAUCGAGGCGAUCACCACUGCCGUGGCGUGCGAGAUCAAACCCGAGUGGAACAUCCAAGUACCAGACCUCACUGGUUCUCAUUUUCCAUGCUGA
Messenger RNA from Dacryopinax primogenitus, 594 nucleotides. RefSeq names its product NADP-binding protein. NCBI's taxonomy places the organism in Eukaryota, Fungi, Basidiomycota, Dacrymycetes, Dacrymycetales, Dacrymycetaceae. The coding region runs from base 1 to 594 and encodes 197 amino acids. The record is from RefSeq and is a predicted model, not a curated record. The transcript has 3 exons.